GGUAAUAAGAAAUGGGCUUGCAAUAGUUAGGGACGAGGAAAGGAUGAGCGGAUGACGGGCGGCCAAUAUAGGUCAGAAGCUGGCUGAGGGGCGGAGACAUUCGUUCAUUGUGAGCUUUAAGGCGCGCUUUUUACGCACCGGGACAAGCAAGCGUACAGUACCUUUAUGUGGUCUCGGCUAAAUGCUAAGUUAGCCUCAGUCGCCCUUCACAAACAAGCAGCUCCACACUUUGUAAUCGGUCACGACCGAUGCUUGUUGCGUGAACAAGGAAGUGUGCCUUCAAGUGAACGUCAUUGAAAGCUCUUCGCCAACCAACUUUACAAUGGGCAAAAAGUCUCGCGAAGACGACUCCUCUUCGUCGGAUGAAGAAGAGUAUGUUGUGGAGAAGGUGCUGGAUCGGCGGGUGACGAAAGGCAGGGUCGAGUUCUUUCUCAAGUGGAAAGGAUAUUCAGACAAGCACAACACAUGGGAACCAGAGAAGAACCUGGACUGCCCCGAGCUCAUUUCCGAGUUUAUGAAGACUUACAAAAAAAGUGGGAGCUCUACUCCAAGUAGUGCAGCCAGCAAGCCCGGCACAGCCCCCUCUCCAGGACGCGCCAAAGACUCCGGUAGCUCCAAGAAGAGGAGCUCGGACGACGACGAAGACGACGAGGGUGGAAGCAAACCUAAAAAAAAGAAAGAGGAUGAAAUUCUAGUGGCCCGAGGCUUUGAGAAGGGCCUUGAACCAGAGAAAAUCAUUGGAGCAACUGACUCGUGUGGUGAUUUGAUGUUCUUGAUGAAAUGGAAAGAUUCCGAUGAAGCGGACCUUGUGCUCGCAAAAGACGCCAAUCUCAAGUGCCCGCAGAUCGUCAUCUCCUUCUACGAGGAACGCCUCACCUGGCACGAGGACGGCGACAAGAAGGAGAAGGAUGCAGUCAGCGUGUGAGUUUGUUCGCCUCCACGGGAAAGGAAAACUUCUCCGCCACACGGACAAGCUCGAGUCAGACAUUUUUAACCCCCCCCAACUGCAUCCCCACACGCUGUACAUUGUCCGACAAAGACGCUCAUACAGUGGACACAGACCGCCAACCCUCUUUAGACCAAUCUUUUUGUCAUCGGGUGUCCCGUCGCGAAUGAGAAACUGCUGCAUCAGUCACCGGCGGGCGCGUUUGCGCUCGCUGCCACCUUGUGGAUGAACACGGCGACGCUCGCCAUUGCCGACGAUAAGUCGGUGCGUUUCAUUUCCAAAUAUUAGUCCUGAAAUCACGUCACCUUUAAUGGGUGAGUCAUGGUUUUGAUCAUCGUGACUCGAAGCUUUAGAAUGUUGCCUGAUCAGGCGUAUCCUGCCUUCAUUUGAUUGGCAACUAUUCUUCAGUGCUUCCUGUCAUUUUGUCUUCACAGAUACUUUCCAAGAUGGGUGACAUGUUUUAAAAAGUGGGUGUCGUGUGUUCCAAACUAGUUUUUAGGGCCAAAUAUGUUUUUAAUGAGCUUUAUUUUACUUAGCAACAAAGCCUUCAGUAGUUCUGGCGUGACAGUCUUUUUACACUUUUCUUUUUCUUAAACAUUGCAGACUUUUUAAACAAAAACGUGAGCCGUUCCUUUUGUGAUGUUAAACAGAGUAUGGCAACAUACUUCAAUAAAUUGUUUCGAUGGUGAA
Molecule: messenger RNA, 1636 nt
Organism: Syngnathus acus (greater pipefish)
Lineage: Eukaryota; Metazoa; Chordata; Actinopteri; Syngnathiformes; Syngnathidae
Gene: cbx5
Product: chromobox homolog 5 (HP1 alpha homolog, Drosophila)
Exons: 5
Coding region: 323-925 (200 amino acids)
Biological process (GO): negative regulation of transcription by RNA polymerase II; chromatin organization
Cellular component (GO): pericentric heterochromatin; nucleus
Molecular function (GO): chromatin binding
Source: RefSeq, a predicted model, not a curated record